AUGUCGUCCUGCCCGAUCGAAGAACCUACGAGAGCUCCGAAGGAAAAGACGAAAGACAAGCAGUCUGCGAUAUACCGUCUCACUAUGCCGCAUGUUAUUACACAGUUCAAACCGGGUCAAUUCUCACGAGACGGACCCAGCAUCAAGGAAAGAAUCAGAGCAGAGAAGAGAGAUGCCUCAAAAUCAAGUAAAUCGCCGUUGAAGAAACAGAGUAAUGGAAUAUUAUCAGGAGGGCCUGGCAUGCCGGUGACGCCCAAAAGCAAGAGAUGGGACUUUGGAACAAUCCGACACAAAAAACAAACUUCAUCAGAGGGUACAAUGCCUUCCCCUCGCUCUGCUGUCUCCCCUGUCUUCGAAAUGGAGCAUAUCGACUCAGCUAUAUCUCCCAACUCAUCGGUCGACUCGUCACCCUGGGUUUUCGAACUGGAAGACACCUCACAGAUCGCCGUUCAUUCGAAGAGGUCAAUUUACCCUGGUCCCCAACUGGAGUUCCAAAGCUCUGCCAUCACAUCACGUUCGGUAAUAAAAGUGAUUGAUCAGACCAUUGCUGCUAUUGAAGCAGAUAACAGGAAACUUCUCACACGCGCUAUUACUGCCGAAGCUACUGUUAAAGCAUUGAGAGAGCGUAAUUUCAGCCUCCAACUUCAGGUUGAUCACUGCGAGAGGAGUCAUCGGAGGCAACCUCGUUCGGUAGCUUCACAACCAACAUUGAGGCAAACACGUCAGAAACCAACAGCCCCAACUCCGGCACCAGCACAAACUGCUCAGUCCCUUGCUUUUGAUAAGCUCGUGACACAAUUUCCAAAACCAAAAUCAGAAUCAAAGAAAGCGGCGUCUACGAAGUCCGCCCCAGUGCACUCGAGUUCACCAGCUUCGUCUUACACAUCGUUCUCGCCAGCAACACACAUUCCGAAUAAGCCAUUACCGUCUACACCAACUCGACCCCGUGAACUAACAGCACCUCCUGCUGGUCUCUCACAGUCUCCCUCUCAAAUUACCCCAGUCAAGCCGUUGUUUGCACCUCGAACACCUCCCGAAAUCUCACCUACCAUUAAAUCCACUCCAACACGUCGAGGGUCUCGAAGGAUGUCCAAGCAUCCGAAGCUUUCCAGCUCUUCUCUAAGCGAGGCAAGGAUGCGCAGCAAACCAUUACCACCAUUAGGCCCUCAAAGCCCAAGUAUCGUUCUAGGCAGAGUUGAGGUCGGCUUAGGAAUUGAUUCAAAGCAAUAUCAAGAACUGGACGGUGAUUUGGCAAAUAAUGAGAGGACGUUCAUUACAGGCGGCCUUCGAGGCGCGCCAACUAAAAUGGAGAUGGACGAAAAAAAGUGGAUAUGA
Molecule: messenger RNA, 1335 nt
Organism: Glarea lozoyensis ATCC 20868
Lineage: Eukaryota; Fungi; Ascomycota; Leotiomycetes; Helotiales; Helotiaceae
Exons: 2
Coding region: 1-1335 (444 amino acids)
Source: RefSeq, a predicted model, not a curated record